CUAUCCGUACUAGAAAGCAGACGAUCAAAACAGAAUGCUUAGCCUUCCUUCAACAAAAUAAUCAAAUCAAAACACCCUUUACUAAUCUAACCACCGGUAGAUGGAAACUGCUCUUUCAACAACACCUGCAUCAUUUCUCAGAAUCAAUUGAUUUUCUAAACUCCUCUCUCUCUCUCUCUCUCUCUCUCCUUGAGCGACAAAGGGGGAGAGAGAAUAAUAGCUGAUUUCUUUUUGUAAAUUCUUGCACUGAAAAAUGCAAUUGAAAUCUGUCAACACAUUUGCAAUCACUAUCAUGUUUGGUUUUGCACUUAUCAUCCUAUUUUUCUCUGGAUUUCUUGAUUUCCCACUUACCGCUUCUUCAAUCCCAUCAACCAAAAAUCAAAUCUUGACCACCAUCUCAGCUUCCAAGCCCGACCCGUUUAGCAACUUGUUCGGUGCUUUCAAGAAAUGGGAUUCUCAAGUGGGUUGUGCUCAAUUCAAGGAUAAACACAAAGGGUUGUUGUUAAAUUCUUCUUCUGGUUCUUUGCAAAAAGUUGAUGAGGGUGAAUUGAAAUGUAAUGAGCUGAAGAUGGAUCAUGUGAGUGUAUUAGUUAAAGGCUGGACUUGGAUUCCUGAUAAUUUGGAUAAUUUGUACUCUUGUCGAUGUGGGCUUAGCUGUUUGUGGACUAAAUCCGAGGUUCUAGCUGAUAAGCCUGAUGCUUUGUUGUUUGAGACAGCAACUCCUCCCCUUGAGAGACGUCAAGGUGAUCCAUUACGUGUAUACAUGGAUCUUGAAGCUGGUAGAAAGAAAUCAGUGUAUGAGGAUAUAUUUAUUAGCUAUCAUGCAGAAGAUGAUGUCCAGUCAACCUAUGCUGGUUCACUUUUCCAUAAUAAUCGAAAUUAUCACCUUUCGCCUUAUAAGAACAAUGAUACUCUUGUUUAUUGGUCAUCAUCACGUUGUCUUCCUCAAAGAAACCAGCUUGCCAAACGUCUACUCAGCUUGCUACCUUCCCAUUCAUUUGGCAAGUGCUUGAACAAUGUUGGAGGUCUAGACAAGGCACUCUCCCUCUAUCCUGAGUGCAUCAAGGAUUUUAAGGAAGCACCCAAAUGGUGGGACCAUUUACAUUGCGCUAUGUCACAUUACAAGUUUGUCCUUGCGAUUGAGAACACCAGGACAGAGAGUUAUGUAACAGAGAAGUUGUUUUAUGCACUGGACUCUGGCGCGGUCCCCAUUUAUUUUGGUGCCGCGAAUGUCUGGGAUUUUGUACCUCCACAUUCAAUAAUUGAUGGAAGCAAGUUUAGCUCUUUGGAGGAACUGGCUUCCUACGUUAAGGCCGUUGCUAAUGAUCCGGUAGCUUAUGCAGAGUAUCAUGCAUGGAGAAGAUGUGGUGUGCUUGGAAACUAUAGAAAGGCCCGAGCAGCAAGUCUGGAUACUUUACCUUGCAGGUUAUGUGAAGCCAUCAGUAAAAGAAAUGGGAGAAAUGCAAGAGCUUCUUGAUUAUUCAACUGCAAAAAUACAGGGUUCUAGGUUUUAAAUUUCAUUAUUGUGUACUUAGGUCUUUUAGUGUUGUUUCUUAACAAUGUUUGUGUUGAUAGGAUAUAGACUAGGUAGGGUGACUUGUAAAGAUCCCGUGCCCAUACAGAUUAAUCAUACAUAAAAAUUUUGGUUCAAAGAAAAUUAUCUAUUAUAUAAUGUCAAUUUCCACCAA
Nicotiana tabacum (common tobacco) is the source of this 1688-nucleotide messenger RNA. Its product is annotated as alpha-(1,4)-fucosyltransferase. Gene Ontology annotation, cellular component: membrane. Lineage: Eukaryota; Viridiplantae; Streptophyta; Magnoliopsida; Solanales; Solanaceae. The record is from RefSeq and is a predicted model, not a curated record. Gene Ontology annotation, molecular function: alpha-(1->3)-fucosyltransferase activity.